AUGGCUGUUUUCGCCAUUGUUUGGGCCACAGUGGCAAAUGAGGCCGUGUUCUUGUUUCUCAUUGCCCCGUUGGCAAUUCUUUGUGUCUACUUCGUCUUCAACGUUUUCUUCCAUCCUUUAAGCGGGGUCCCCGGGCCGUGGAGAGCAACUGCCGCUCCGCUCUGGCUAUGGUAUCACUCGUAUGCUGGUGACGAGACCACUUCAAUCGAGCUUUUGCAUACAAUUUACGGCCCGGUCGUUCGAAUAGCCCCAAAUGAUGUCGAUAUUAGCGACGGUGCAGCUCUUGCCCCUAUCUACUCGGAGAAGGGCGGUUUUUUGAAAGCCCCCUGCUACAGGAACUUUGACUUUGACGGGCAUCCAACAAUAUUUUCUGCUCUGAGUCCAGCGCAUAGAUCCAUUCGCGCAAAAGCAGUUGUUAGCAUGUUCAGUCCAGCUUCGCUCCGCAAAGAGGGCGAUGCAGUGCUUCAGUCCUGUGUCAAGAGACUUGUUACCCAUAUCAAGGAAGAGGCUUCCUCGGGAAAGCCGGUCAACGUGCUCAAUAUGGGCAGAUGUCUGGCCCUUGAUGCCGUUACCGAGUAUCUACUCGGCAGGUCUUAUGGAGGCAUCGUUGAACUUGAGGCGUCCAAAACCAGCAAAGCAUCCAAAAAACUCUCUGCGAGCGAGUUUGUCGACACUUUUGUUGCAGUUGGCCGUUUCUUUCUGUUGCCAAACUGGAUCUUCCACGGACUGGAGUGGGCUCUACCAAAGCUGUACCCUGAUCGAGAGGUCGAUCAGUCAAUGGAUCUUGUCACGAACUUUUGUCGCCAAGUUGUUGCUGAUGCCGAUCCUGAGAAAGAUCAGACAUAUCAGGCUCGGUUGCUAAGAAUUGGCAUAAGCAAGGAAGAGGUCGCUGUACAGUGUAUGGAUCUCAUUUUCGCUGGCACUGACAGCACAGGCAUGAACUUCGGCACGAUAUGCUGGCAUUUGGCAAAGUCCCCAGAGGUGUAUCAGAAGCUUAAAGUCGAGCUUGCGACAUCGUCAGCCAUGCAGGCUGAUCCGCAGACUCUCCCAUAUCUCCGAGGCGUGAUCCGCGAGGGACUGCGAAUGUCGAUGGCAAAUCCAACAAGGCUGCCUCGUCUUGUGCCACCAAACGGAUUUCUGUUCACAACUAAGAUGCCAUCGGCUAACAUCACGGCCUUCAAAUUCCCCGGCGGUACCUCCAUCGGAUGUGCACCAUUUAGCCUACACUUCAACGAGCAUGUCUUUCCUGAUUCAAGAUUAUUCAAACCAGAGCGAUGGCUCGAGCCGACUGAAGAAAUGCUGCGCGACUACAUUCCCUUUGGCCUAGGCCCAAGGCAAUGCAUUGCUCGAAAUCUUGCGUCUAGUGAGCUGUUCUGGGCAGUUAGAGAGUUGGCUGUUUCUGGGGCCCUCGAUGGCGCUCGACCAACGGGACGUAUGGAGGAAGGCAUUGUUAUUGACGAGUGGUUUAACUCAAAGGUCCGGGGCCACACAAUCGAGUUGACUUGGGGACAAAAGGAAUAA
This is a messenger RNA of Colletotrichum spaethianum, 1521 nucleotides long. RefSeq names its product cytochrome P450 monooxygenase yanH. Gene Ontology annotation, molecular function: heme binding; oxidoreductase activity, acting on paired donors, with incorporation or reduction of molecular oxygen; monooxygenase activity. The transcript has a single exon. NCBI's taxonomy places the organism in Eukaryota, Fungi, Ascomycota, Sordariomycetes, Glomerellales, Glomerellaceae. The record is from RefSeq and is a predicted model, not a curated record. The coding region runs from base 1 to 1521 and encodes 506 amino acids.